Messenger RNA from Oncorhynchus kisutch (coho salmon), 4231 nucleotides. Its product is annotated as transcription factor SPT20 homolog. Gene Ontology annotation, biological process: regulation of transcription by RNA polymerase II. Gene Ontology annotation, cellular component: SAGA complex. Bases 222 to 2408 code for a protein of 728 amino acids. NCBI's taxonomy places the organism in Eukaryota, Metazoa, Chordata, Actinopteri, Salmoniformes, Salmonidae. Gene Ontology annotation, molecular function: transcription coregulator activity. The transcript is spliced from 19 exons. The record is from RefSeq and is a predicted model, not a curated record.
AAGUGUAGCUUCUGUUGUCACACUGGACGAAAAUGGCUGCUGCUGUGAGGUUGUUGUUUUCUUUUCUUUUUUCAAUGAACGCACUGAAGUAAUAUAUUGUUUUUAAGCAUUGGAGUUAAGAUCUACAAUAAGGGUUUGAAUGGUCGCUCUAUGGAGGUGAUGGUGUGGGGCUAAGGACAGCUGCAAGCGGUCACUCACCCAGCUACCGGUGGCAGACAACGAUGAAACAAGUUUUGGAAUAUGCAUUGGAUCGGGCUGAGUACAUUGUUGAAAGUGCUCGUCAACAGCCAGCCAAGAGGAGAGCGUUGUCCGGAGGGAGGAAGAGUCUAUAUCAGAAACUAUACGAGCUCUACAUCGAAGAGUGUGACAAAGAACCAGAGCUCAAGAAGCUGCGUAGGAAUGUCAACCUGCUGGAGAAGCUGGUGUCUCAGGAGUCAGUGUCUUGUCUGGUGGUCAACCUUUACCCCGGCAACCAGGGAUACUCCCUCAUGCUCCUCGGCAAGAAUGGAUCUGACUCUGAGACGAUCCGUCUGCCAUAUGAGGAAGGACAGCUGUUGGAGUACCUGGACGCCGAGGAGCUUCCUCCUAUCCUGGUGGAUCUCUUAGAGAAGUCCCAGGUGAACAUCUUCCACUGUGGCUGUGUGGUAGCUGAGGUCCGAGACUACAGACAGUCUGGCAACACUAAGAUGCCAUCCUUCCAGAGCAGACACGUCCUGCUACGACCCACCAUGCAGACACUGAUCUGUGAUGUCCAUGCAAUGACCAGUGACCACCACAAAUGGACACAGGAUGAUAAGUUCCAGUUGGAGAGCCAGUUACUGCUGGCCACAGCUGAUCCUCUGUGUCUGGAUCCAUCUAUCUCUGUCACCUGUACAGCCAACCACCUGCUCUAUAACAAGCAGAAGAUGAACACUCACUCUAUGAAACGUUGUUUUAAGCAUCACUCUCGGGCGGCACUGAACCGUCAGCAGGAGCUGUCCUACCUGCCCACGCCCCCCCAGCUGCGUCUCUAUGACUACCUGCAGAGGAGGAAGGAGAGGAAGCCGGCCCCCUCGAUAGACCUGAAGAUCUCCAAAGCCGGAAAAGUUGAGAUCACAAUUACCCUUACCCAAUUUACAAACACCUUUUUAGAAAUCCAAUCCCAACAACACACUGAGUUCAGACUGACCUCUCACCGUUCUGUCCCCUUCUCUCGUUUACAGUGUGUGGACAUGUGGAAACAGAGCCACUGCCAACUCUCUGUCCCCAAGGAGAUUGAUGUAGAGAAAUAUGCAGUGGUAGAGAAGUCAGUGAAGUUGCAGGAAUCUCAGCCCACUGUCUGGCCUGCAGAGGAAGUGAUAGAUGACUAUACGUUUGAGUGUGAGGUCGGAGGCCAGAGGACCAAGGUGUCCAUCUUCCAGUCGGUGGGCGACCCUCUGGUCUACGGAAAGAUCUACUGCGCUGAGGAAGACAGCAGCGACCUUCACCUCGUACACCCAGCGUUCCUAAUAGGCUCAAAGAGAGAUGCUGAUCGGUUUCUAUCCCAGUAUAAAGGUGUGUAUGAGCAGGACGUGAAGUGCCAGGUGAAAAUGUCUCGGAACUCAGGCAUCAUGGGACAGAACCAACUCUCAGCCAGUAGAGAGACAGAGGUGGAUGGUCUAUCAGCCUUGGUUCAGUCGUCAGGUGUGUUGGGGAAGGGGGUGAAGCACCGGCCUCCCCCCAUCAAAAUACCCUCCGGGUCGGGCAGCAGCUCCUCAGGUAACCUGUAUAGUUCAGCCCAGGCUACCAGUGGUCUCCUUAAGUGUCUUACGCCCCCCCCAGGAACAGGCCCCGGCUCAGCCAAGCCCCAGUCUCUGAGUAGGAAGCACUCUGUGGAGCUGGGGCAGGGGUUACAGCUGGGGGGGCAGUUAGGACAGGUGGGGUUGUUGUCCCCGGCAGCCCUAUCUCCCAUGGCGUCGACACAGAGAUCGGGGACCCCGAAGCCGUCCACCCCCACCAACACCCCUUGUUCCACCCCUCACCCCCCCGACUCCCUCCUUUCCCUCCCUCCCUCCGUCACCCCCACCCCUCCGGACCCCCAGGCCCUCCUGACCUCCCAGCAGCAGCUGUCCCUACCUGUAAUGACCAUCCCUCUACCCACCAUGAGAACCUCCAUCACAACAGGAACCAGCUCCUCUCAGGUCAUGGCUAACCCUGCUGGACUCAACUUCCUCAACGUGGUGGGAUCUGUCUGCAGUCCCCAGACUCUGAUGACUUCCAGUCAGAUGUUGGGUCCUGGUCUCAACCUGAGUGGUCUGGGAGGACUGAUGCCUACCACACCAGUUGCAAUUCUUGCACCACCAAAUGCAGCAGCAGCAAAUGGCUAUGGGGGAGACGGGCCCUCAGGGGGCGUCGCCACGGCUACAUACCGCCAGCCAACCAAUAAGUAAGACCAAGAGGAGCACACCGCAGCCCCUCCCCCAAUCAUGAUGACCCCCCCCAACCAAGAGGAGCACACCGCAGCCCCUCCCCAGCCAAGAGGAGCACACCGCAGCCCCUCCCCCAAUCAUGAUGCCCCCCCCCCCCCCAGCCAACCAAAGAGGAGCAUGCCACAGCCCCUCCCCAAAUCAUGAUUGAGAGAACUCAACCCCUAUACCUCUCUAUAGUGUACUCCUACCCCAGUCUCAUUGAGGAGACUAUAGGCAAAAAAUACUUUUCCUUUUUUUCCAUUCUGUAGCUGGGAGAUGAUGUAAUAAUAACUGUUCGGUUGGCGUGCCAACCACGUCCUGACAACCUAUUAUUUAGAAGAUGGUUCUUCCUACCAGCCUGCUGUCCUGUUACUUCCUCAUAUGACAUCACAGUGUCCUCUACAGGGCCGUUGAUUCAAACAGGGACUGGAUGGGCACAGGGACUGGAUAGACACAGGGACUGGAUAGACACAGGGACUGGAUGGGCACAGGGACUGGAUGGGCACAGGGACUGGAUGGGCACAGGGACUGGAUGGGCACAGGGACUGGAUGGGCACAGGGACUGCUCCUGGAUAGACACAGGGACUGGAUGGACACAGGGACUGGAUGGACACAGGGACUGGAUGGGCACAGGGACUGGAUAGACACAGGGACUGGAUAGACACAGGGACUGGAUUCAAACAGAGCUCCUGGAUGGACACAGGGACUGGAUAGACACAGGGACUGGAUAGACACAGGGACUGGAUAGACACAGGGACUGCUCCUGGAUAGACACAGGGACUGGAUGGGCACAGGGACUGGAUAGACACAGGGACUGCUCCUGGAUAGACACAGGGACUGGAUGGACACAGGGACUGGAUGGACACAGGGACUGGAUGGACACAGGGACUGGAUAGACACAGGGACUGCUCCUGGAUAGACACAGGGACUGCUCCUGGAUAGACACAGGGACUGCUCCUGGAUAGACACAGGGACUGCUCCUGGAUAGACACAGGGACUGCUCCUGGAUGGACACAGGGACUGGAUGGACACAGGGACUGGAUGGACACAGGGACUGGAUGGACACAGAGACUGGAUAGACACAGAGACUGGAUAGACACAGGGACUGGAUAGACACAGGGACUGGAUAGACACAGGGACUGGAUGGGCACAGGGACUGGAUAGACACAGGGACUGCUCCUGGAUAGACACAGGGACUGGAUAGACACAAGGACUGGAUAGACACAGGGACUGGAUGGGCACAGGGACUGGAUAGACACAGGGACUGCUCCUGGAUAGACACAGGGACUGGAUGGACACAGGGACUGCUCCUGGAUAGACACAGGGACUGCUCCUGGAUGGACACAGGGACUGGAUGGACACAGGGACUGGAUAGACACAGAGACUGGAUAGACACAGGGACUGGAUAGACACAGGGACUGGAUAGACACAGGGACUGCUCCUGGAUGGACAACAGCUCCUGGUUCUGUGUGUAUCUAAAAUGCCAUCCUAUCCCCUUACUUUUGACAAGGGCACUAUGUAUGGAAUUACGGUGGUAUUUUCAGACACCGAUGAUCUAACCGAUGAUCUAAUAAGAUUUUCCCAGCAUGCAAUGCGGAGUGCAAUUUUUUUAUAAUAAGGCAUUUCCUUGUGGGGGUGGAAGGGGGCGGGAUUAAGAAGAGUAUAUUCAUAUUAGAAAUCAUGUGACAUUUCUGGGACAGAAAUUAAAUGGUCUUUGUCAGCAGUUUUAUUGUGUAAUAAAGAAGAAACUAUGUAUAUAUUGACAGGAAAAUAUAACUUUUAAAGAAAAUAAAAAAGUGUGUUUA